Messenger RNA from Equus quagga, 1147 nucleotides. RefSeq names its product ELL associated factor 2 (gene EAF2). The record is from RefSeq and is a predicted model, not a curated record. Gene Ontology annotation, biological process: regulation of transcription elongation by RNA polymerase II; positive regulation of DNA-templated transcription. Bases 14 to 808 code for a protein of 264 amino acids. Gene Ontology annotation, molecular function: transcription elongation factor activity. The transcript is spliced from 6 exons. Lineage: Eukaryota; Metazoa; Chordata; Mammalia; Perissodactyla; Equidae. Gene Ontology annotation, cellular component: super elongation complex.
UCGGAGCCCGAGGAUGAUGAAUGGAGCAGCGGGACGCUCGCACAAUGACAGACGCGAGCGGGUCCUCAAGUUAGGCGAGAGUUUCGAGAAACAUCCGCGCUGCGCCUUCCACACUGUGCGCUAUGACUUCAAACCCGCUUCUAUUGACACCUCUUGUGAAGGAGAGCUUGAGGUCGGCAAAGGUGAACAGGUGACCAUAACUCUGCCAAAUAUAGAAGGUUCCACUCCACCAGUAACUGUUUUCAAAGGUUCAAAGAAACCUUACUUAAAAGAAUGUAUUUUGAUUAUUAACCAUGACACUGGAGAAUGUCGACUAGAAAAACUCAGCAGCAACAUCACUGUAAAAAAAACAAGAGUUGAAGGAAGCAGUAAAAUUCACUAUCGUAUAGAGCAACAGCAGCAACAAAUGCGGAAUUUGCCUAGGACUCCCAAUCUUGUGAAACAGUCUCCAUCCGAAGACAAGCUGUCCCCAGCAUCUCCGAUGGAUGAUAUUGAGCGAGAACUGAAGGCAGAAGCUAGUCUAAUGGACCAGAUGAGUAGUUGUGAUAGUUCAUCGGAUUCCAAAAGUUCAUCAUCUUCAAGCAGUGAGAAUAGUUCCAGUGACUCAGAAGAUGAAGAGUGCGGAUCUUCUCCUUCUGAUCCAGGGAAUUAUGUCUCAGGACAUUCCACCAUGUCUGCCAUGCCACAGAGCAGGAUUCCUGAUAUAGAUGCCGGUCAUAAUAGAUACCAUGACAACAGUGGCCUUAUGAUGAAUACUCUAAGAAAUGAUUUGCAGCUGAGCGAAUCAGGAAGUGACAGUGAUGACUGAAGAAACAUUCAACUAUAAAUAUAAAAUUUACAAGACGUGUGAUUAUUUUAUAUUAAGAAUAAAUAUUCCUAAGACUGAGAAAAGUGUAUCUUAACUUUUGAUGAUAAAAGAAAUUAAAUUUGAUUCAGAAUUUUCAGUUGUUAUAUUUUUGAUCUUCUGUGAGUACCAGCAUUUUCAUGUGUUUUUCAUUUAAUUUUAACAAGACUUUUUUGAAGUUUUACAGAGAAGAAAAGAGACUCAGAGGUUAGGUAACUUGCCCACGUACUGUUAGUCAACAAGUGGUAGAUCAGGUGUCCUAGGGUUCAAGUUCAGUGCUCUGUUCUGUACUACCCUGAUGUC